AUGUCAGGUGAAUCUGUUGUGAAUCAAAAUGCGAUAAUACAAGAAUCAGAAGAAGCAUCGAUGAAUUUGUAUUCGGAGUCGAAAAUUGUUUAUCAAAUAAUGUAUCCAGUUAGUUUAUCUUCUUUUUUUGAAAUUUCCAUCGAUUAUCAUUCAGAUAACAAAUGAAGCUCAAAUAUAUACUCGUCCGGUUGUUCCAAUUCAAAUUCCGAUUCCUGAUGAUCCAAGUGCUCAAACGAUUCCUGUUUCGUGUGGAAAUGUGAUUGGAAAAAUGCAUCUUCAGCUUUUUAUUUGUCCUGGAAUUCAUCAACCUUGUAUUGAACAUGGAAGUUAGUUUUAGCCUAAUUAGGGGCAUUUUUUUAUCGAGAAAGUCGAAAUUUAGAAAAUGUUUACCUGAAAUUUGCGGAAUUUCAUGUUUUUCUCGAAAUUUUGAGCCGAAAAUCAUAAAAUUCGGUGAAUUUUGAAUUUCGAGAUUUUUUGAGAAUAUUAAUUCUGAAAAUGCCAUGUGGAUUUCAAACAUCCUGAAAUUUUGGCUGUUUCAAAACUCCAGAAAAACAUUUUGCAGAUGAAUUGCUGACUCCAAAACAAUUCACAGUUCGUGCUGACAAAGCAAAACAAAAAGAUUGGAAAGCAAGUAUUCGAAUCGGAAAAUCAUCACUUCGUGUUCAUAUGGAAGCUCAUACUAUCGAUUUUCACGACCAUGCAAAUUGUUGUAGCGGAAAAUGUCAAAGUCGAAAUUAUGUUAAUAAUAUGCAUGAAAAAGCGGAGGAAAUUGAAUUCAAAAAAGCAAAAAGAUCAGCUGAAUCUAUUCAAUUACGAAAUGAACUUCAAGUUCUCUCCGGAAACGGCGAUUCGCAAAUUUCGGAAAAUGUAAAUAUGGACGAACAAAUUGAUGUUCCAGGCGUGCCUGAUUCUUCGGCUGUUUUGCGAGAGAAAAAGAAUCGAGGGAGACCAAGAGGAAGUGUAAAUAAAUCGAGGAUCAAGUGAGAUUCAGAAAUUAAUUUGGGAUUCUAAUUGAGUUUUUCUAGGGUGGAGAAAGUAACUGAACAAAUUUUCAAUAAUCUGCCAGUCGAUGAUGUUCUUCUUGGAACAUCUUUGUCUGAAAUUCAAAAUGCACCAACACCAGCCGGUUGCACACCAUUCAGUGAUAUCAUGGAAUGCUUGAAAAAUGGUAAUCAUUAAUUUUGAAAAGCUCAUACAGCCUAUAAGUAAAUACUUACAUUUUUCAGAUCCUAAACACUUUUGGGAACAAAUGCAUUCAACUGGAGUCAUUUCACACUUUUGCGAUGAUAUUAUUGUUUCAGCUAUUAACUUGAAACAGGCUAUUUUGACCCAAUCCGAGCUUAAUACUAACAGUCAGUUUUUUUCGAAUUCAUCUUCUUCAAAUUCCAACGAGAAUGAUUUUCAGCUGCGAAUUCUUUAACUCGUUCGGCGUUUUCAUUUGGAAUUCAAUCGAUGAUUGUUCAAAGAGUACAAGCGAUUGAGAAAAGUGUUGUUCAACAACAAAAACAUCGUGAAAUGCUUAUUGAUAUGAUGCAAAGUAAUCAUAACAAUAACAACACUGGUUGUUCUACAGAAUCGUCGUAUCCAACAGAUUCUCAAGAAUCUUCCUCCUGUGCACCUCCAGAAUCAACCAUGCAUAAUGAUUUAAUUGAAAACGUCAAAACUGAAAACUCCCCCUAG
Messenger RNA from Caenorhabditis angaria, 1680 nucleotides. Lineage: Eukaryota; Metazoa; Nematoda; Chromadorea; Rhabditida; Rhabditidae. The record is from the annotation of a GenBank genome assembly.